UCAUCCAAAUUCCUCUUUCUCUCUCUCCGCUGUCUUCUACUUUUAUAAACUCUAAUUUCUCGCAUAAUUUAUAGAUAAUAUUGUUAAAUAGAAUCGGAGCAACGCAAUCUGUGAAGAUAUGGCUUUUCAGUUGAAGUUCAUGGUCCCCCUCAUCCUCCUAGUUUCUCUCUCUCUGGUUGCCCCUCUCAUCCAAGCCAAGGACGUCAACUACUGCGAUAAGAAGGCUGACUAUGAUGUCAAGGUCUCCGCGGUUGACAUUACUCCUUACCCCGUGGCGAGAGGCAAGCCUGCCAGCUUCAGCAUUUCUGCAACUACAGGUACAUCGAUCUCUGGAGGAAACUUGGUGAUUGAGGUUUCGUACUUUGGUUGGCACAUCCACAGUGAGACUCAUGACCUUUGCGCAGAAACAUCUUGCCCUGUUUCAAUUGGCGAUUUCGUGAUUGGCCACUCGCAAGAUUUACCCGGAUAUACUCCACCUGGUUCGUACUCUCUUAAAAUGAGGCUGUAUGAUGGAAACAAACAUGAGCUGACAUGCAUUGCCUUCGAUUUUGACAUCGGGUUUGUAUCAUCUGUGGUUGAUAGUUAAGUGCGUCAAAUGUUGGUCAUUUGGUAUAGCUAUCUAGAACGUUACACUGCAUGUAAGAAGAAUUCUCUCGUUCCAUACUAAUAACUUCGCCGGUACGUUGUGAUGUGUAAGUUAUUAUCAUUCCGUCUACUUCUUGUUGAGACAAUUGAAAGUUUAUGGCACAGGAAUUAAAAUACGAGAUCUUGUUAUAGUA
Molecule: messenger RNA, 779 nt
Organism: Pyrus x bretschneideri (Chinese white pear)
Lineage: Eukaryota; Viridiplantae; Streptophyta; Magnoliopsida; Rosales; Rosaceae
Product: putative phosphatidylglycerol/phosphatidylinositol transfer protein DDB_G0282179
Exons: 4
Coding region: 119-586 (155 amino acids)
Biological process (GO): intracellular sterol transport
Molecular function (GO): sterol binding
Source: RefSeq, a predicted model, not a curated record